AAAGUAUCGACUAUUUGACAAAAAUAUUUAUCUUUUAAAAAUAAGUUAUGUCCACACACACACACACACACACACACACACACACACACACACACACAUAGGCUGUCCAGGAAACUUUUAAGCACUUGUGAACACAAAGUAGAAGAGAACAUUAUCUUCUUGAAAAUAUCUACAGCUUCUGGCCAUGGGCUUAGUCUCCAAGAUUUUGCAAUUAAUCUCAUUUAUUGGAGUGCUGAUACUCUUUGCGAUGGUGGUGGCGGCGGCGGUAGCAGCAGCUCAAGCCAAGCCUGGCUGCAGUACCCACAAGUGUGGGGACGUAGAAAUUCCAUUUCCAUUUGGGUUGAGUAAAGACUGCUACUUAAAUGAGGAUAAUCAGAGCUUUAACAUCACUUGUGAUGGCUCUGAUCCAAAGACAGGUAAUCUCAUUGUUAAAAACAUAUCCAUUGAAGCACAUGAGAUGCAUGUCCUGAAAAACGUAGCCCAAGACUGUUACCUUAAGUCGGGUGCACUCACACCCGAGAGUACUGGAAAUAGCUACUUGGACGUAGCCCCAUUCACCAUUUCUAAAACCAGAAAUCAGUUCACUGUUGUUGGCUGUGACACUUUUGCAUUUUUCCGUUGGUACCAAAACGGAGAAAAUUACUCGACCGGGUGCGCAUCUGAGUGUAGCAGCCUUCGAAAUGCUUUCAAUGGCUCUUGCUCUGGCGUCGGGUGUUGCAAGGCACAGUUUCCAGAUGGAUUGCAGAAUAUUAAAAUGCAAGUAUACAGCUUUAAUAAUCACACAGGUAUAUGGAACUUCAAUCCCUGCGGCUAUGCUUUUGUUGUCGAAAAAGGGACGUUCAACUUCUCCACGAAUUACCUUAAGAAUCUGCCACCCAAAAUGCUUCCAAUGGUGCUUGAUUGGGCAAUUGGGAACGAGACGUGUGAACAAGCUAAGAAAAAACCGAAUUUCGCGUGUCGGAAUAAGAACAGUAUAUGCCAUGACCCAGAAACAAGAUCCGGGUACCAGUGCAAGUGUGAGCCGGGUUACCUAGGGAACCCCUACCACCCUGACGGUUGCGAAGACAUUGACGAAUGUAACGAUCCAAUUCGUACACAAAACUGCAGCACAGCGAAAGGCUGUGUCAACACACCAGGCGGCUAUACAUGUCGUUGCCCAAAGUGGUACCAUGGUAACGGAACAAAAGAUCAUGGAGGCUGUGAAGCGGAUUUCGUAAUAAUUAAUCGGAUUGCCAUUGGUGCAGGAGUAGGAUUUAUUUCUCUGCUUGUGCUUAGCUCUUGGGUGUACUUCAUACUCAAGAAAAGAAAGAUUCUCAAGCUUAGAGAGAAGUUCUUGCAACAGAAUGGAGGCAUGAUUUUAGAACAGCAACUCAGCAGACAAGAAGGAUCCACAGAAACAGUUAAAAUCUUUACCGUAGAUGAGCUGCAGAAGGCUACCAAAAACUAUGAUGAGAGCAGGAUAAUUGGCCGAGGAGGUUUUGGUACGGUUUACAAAGGAUUUUUAGCAGAUGAUAAGAUUGUUGCCAUCAAGAAGUCCAAGAUAGAGGACGAAAACCAAAUUGAGCAAUUCAUCAACGAGGUGGUUGUGCUCUCCCAAAUAAAUCAUAGGCAUGUUGUCAAACUCUUGGGAUGUUGUUUAGAGACACAAGUUCCUUUGCUUGUCUACGAAUUUGUCCCAAAUGGUACCCUUUUUAAGCACAUUCAUCAGGAAAGCAAUGCAUCCACAUUUCCAUGGGAAACACGCUUGAGGAUAGCUGCAGAGACAGCUGAGGCAAUAUGGUAUCUGCACUCUGUAGCCUCAAUACCUAUAAUUCACAGGGAUGUAAAAUCAACAAACAUACUGCUCGAUGAUGAUUUCACUGCAAAAGUUUCCGACUUUGGAACUUCAAGAUUGGUUCCAAGAGAUCAAACGCAACUAGCAACUGUGGUGCAGGGAACUCUUGGAUACCUAGAUCCUGAAUACUUGCAAACAAACCAAUUGACAGAGAAAAGUGAUGUCUAUAGCUUUGGAGUGGUGCUCGUGGAACUACUUACAGGAAAGGAGGCACUUUCAUUUGCUAGGACCAUGGAGCAAAGAAGUCUAGCCAUGUAUUUCAUUUCUUCCAUAAAAGAAGAAAGAUUGUUUGAAAUUCUUGAAAAUCACAUAGCUGCAUAA
Molecule: messenger RNA, 2155 nt
Organism: Juglans microcarpa x Juglans regia
Lineage: Eukaryota; Viridiplantae; Streptophyta; Magnoliopsida; Fagales; Juglandaceae
Product: wall-associated receptor kinase 5-like
Exons: 4
Coding region: 185-2155 (656 amino acids)
Biological process (GO): protein phosphorylation; cell surface receptor signaling pathway
Cellular component (GO): plasma membrane
Molecular function (GO): calcium ion binding; polysaccharide binding; ATP binding
Source: RefSeq, a predicted model, not a curated record